UCUACCCCCUGUGCUAUCACUCCAGUCCUGGAAGAAUUCACAUUGUUAAACAGAGACUCAUCCACAGUCAACACAAUGGAAAUCUCUCAGACUUAUGACUCCUUUCAACAUGAACUUGAGGCUUACAUUAGAACUCAGAAAGCCAGAGGAUUGCAGCCAGAUGUUUGCUUCAGAAAAGGAACUGAAGACUCCGCAUACAGAGAGUGGGGCCACACCAGGCCUGCGCCUUUAACGCGGAACCAAAGAGUCUCCUUGAAGAGAUCCUCCGAAAUUCCUGGUUCCUGUGAAGGGCUCACAACAGUGGAGAACCAGUUACCAGCAGCGUUCAGAAUUCAUGGCUGCAGACAGACAGCAGAAACUCUGCGCUACUGUUGGGGAAACCGCCAUCCUUUCUGCCAGGGCCCAUGGCCGCCGAGCCCACCUGUUCACACCAAGACAGUGGGUCCCCAUGCCACACCCCGCAGAGCAAAUACCAGCCGCUCCUUGGGGGACCGCAACAGCAUCCACGGGGCAGGAGACCAAAGCCAAAGUCAAGGAACAAGGUCUAGUGAGGAGAGAGGAAGAAGAGGCCUUGGUGAGGACGAGCAGGGAGGACGGAAGAGGAGGCACCAUACAGAGAGAGGACCUCACAAAGAGAAGAGGACGGCUGAGGGAGAGCCACGUAGUACAGGCAAGCCCAGCUGUGGAAAGGGGAGCAGCCCAGUUGGGGUCCCCCGAAAGAAGAGAAGAAAGUCAGACAGAGAGAAGAGGCGGCCUGGCCCGGGAAGCUUGCAGGAGAGGGACUUGUGGGAUGAGGCAAUCCUCGGUGGCUGCUGCUGAUGCUGGCGGUGUGGGAGCUAAGGAAUUCGAGUCCUCCGGAAAGGCUGGGCUCAAAGACCUCAAAUAAAUUCAGUGGCUGCUACUUCACAAAAACGCAAUGAGAUUCCCACCUCAGAUCAUGCUUUUGUUGGUUUUCUUGGGCCACACCUCCUGGUGCUCAGGAGCUACGCUGGCUCAGGAGUCACUCCUAGGCUGGACAUUGAACCCAGGCCUCUGGCAUGCAACAUAUGCCUUGCAUGCACUUAGCAUGCACUUAGCAUCUUAAACUAUCUCUGCAGCCCUAAAGAUAGAAAUUUUAAAACCAAAGUGUAAAAGGUGU
Molecule: messenger RNA, 1138 nt
Organism: Sorex araneus (European shrew)
Lineage: Eukaryota; Metazoa; Chordata; Mammalia; Eulipotyphla; Soricidae
Product: zinc finger matrin-type protein 1-like
Exons: 2
Coding region: 76-819 (247 amino acids)
Source: RefSeq, a predicted model, not a curated record